Messenger RNA from Symbiodinium necroappetens, 1293 nucleotides. Lineage: Eukaryota; Dinophyceae; Suessiales; Symbiodiniaceae. The record is from the annotation of a GenBank genome assembly.
GCAUUCUGCCACGGCUUUGUGACAUGCAGAGCAGAAUUGUUCCGCACAAUCCCACCAUUCCCACGCCUGAGUCAGCUCGGCCUUACGACGCUUUCCUGGGUCUUCCUUUCAGAUGUCAGCCCAGCAGCUGCAGAUGAUUUGUCUGUGGCGGGAGUUCCGAAAACGUGGUCGACGGCCCUCCUGCUUGGAAUUACGGCUGGUCUGGUGUUGGGCCUGUGGCCUUUCGGAAAGCUCCAGCGAUCGUUGCCUUUUGGCCCUUCCCCUGUGGAGCUGUUCAGCCAUCUCAGCCGAAGCGCCUUCGUGCAGGAGAAGUGGGUCCGGAAGCACGGAGACAUCUUCCAAACUUGGAUUCCGUUUUUGAGCAUCGUGUGUAUAGCAGAUCCAGAUGCCACCCGCGACAUCGCGGUGAGAAAGGGAAACAACUACCGAGAUCCCUGUCUUUUCGGCAGGGAUCGGCGAUUGGCAGCCAGUAUCGAAGAGGCCUUGGGGCCAGGCAGCAGCUUCCCGACCUUCGAAGAGUGGCGCUGGCGAAAGCAAUCGCUUUCGGGCGAGCUCAGCUUCGCAAAACUUCUAAGGCCUGAGACGGGCUUUCUCCAGUACCUCCUGAAGCUGGGAGAAGACAUGUGCAGGUCUCUGGACCGAGCCACAGAGACAGCCGUGCAGCCCAUUCGGAUCAACGAUCUCUUCUCCAAAGCUGCUGCUGCAGCAGUAUUGUACUUGUUGUUCGGACGAGAAGUGGACUUCGAUUCGAAGGCGCUGGAGAAGAGUACCGAGGAGAUCAUGGAAGUCUUGGAGGAGAUGUUGCUUCCACAAAUGCCUGCCGUCCGUCAAGCGACCCUGGCCAAAAGAGGACGAGCACAUGCUGUCAUUGAUGCCGUGCUUGGUCCAGAGCUGGAGGAUUUGGUCGCUGAGAUUGAUGCGGGUUCGUGGGCAGAGAACCGACACCGGCCACUGCUGCAGGCUCUUUUGAUCAAAGAGCCUCGGUGGCGCGAAAGAGGUUUGCAGGCACUCCUGGCGGAGAUCCGCAACUUUGUGAAUGCGGGCUACGAGAUACAAGCAUUCGCCCUAUCCUUUACAGAAGACAUCGUCCGCAUCGGCUUCAAGCAGGAGACACUUCUACAGAGCACCAAUUCCAUGCAGGCAGUCUUCAACGAGGCGCUGUGCAUGGCGUGUUUUUCAAGAAUCAGUUUUUGUUUGCUGCCCUGUGCUUUGUGUGCGGAGGAGCGCCGUUACUGUACCCGGUCUACCUGUGCGAGACUAGUGACUAGUGUGGAACGGGGCUCCCUUUACUGA